CAUAGCGACAAGCCAAGUGUAGGGCGCGGCAGGACACAAGCGUCUUUCGUGCGGGGGACCUUGAACCUGGGCGCACACGCUGGCCACCCACGGGGCACCUCACACGCUCUUUUUGCAUUAUUGGGGAGGUUCCUUGAGCAUCCUGCCUCACAUACGUUGCAUAGUAAGUAUACUAAAAGACCCAGGUUCUAUAAACACGCCAUAAGACCUAGCAGCGCGCGGUUCUUGCUGCUUUGCAAUUGCCGACCAGCGCAACACCUCCAUUUCGGCGACACCAGAAACUCUCCGAAUCCAUCAACUUCUGGAUUGGUAGAAUGGCAUUAGCCUCGGGGAAUCGGCUGGGGUCCGCGCGCGGACAGACGUGCGCGGAUGCCUCUGGACGCGUUGCCCCUCGCUUGCUUUCCCGGGCUUGCAGCGGCUCACCAUUGGCGUUGGGAGUUCUCGCGUGUCUCGGUGCGGCAUCAAGCGUCAAGCCACACCCGCGCCUGCCCGCCACCACCUCCGCCGCGUCAGCACCGCUGCCUGCUCGUGGGCCUGCGCCCUGCGCUGCCGUGCCGACGGUGGUGACGCCCGACAACGCCACGGGCGUGUUUGAGGAGCUGGCCGCGGGGCAGCAGCGCAAGUACAUCAUGAUCAGCGGCAAGGGCGGCGUGGGCAAGACCAGCCUGUCCGCCUCCCUGGCCGUGAAGCUGGCGGCGGCGGGUCACACCACCCUGGUGGUGUCCACCGACCCCGCCCACUCCCUCAGCGACUCACUGGCUCAGGACGUGAGCGGCGGCAGGCCUGUGCUGCUGCAGGGGACCGAUCUGCCGCUCUGGGGUCUGGAGAUCGACCCUGAGGAGGCCAAGCGCGAGUUCUUUGAGGGCAGCGGCGCGGGCCAGGACGGCGAGGCGGGGGGGCCCAGCGCGGCGUCGCAGGUCAGCGACUUCAUGAACCGCAUGGGCAUGGGCUUUGUCAUCGACCAGCUCAAGGAACUGAAGCUGGGCGAGCUGCUCAACACGCCGCCGCCAGGCCUGGAUGAGGCGGUGGCCAUUGCCAAGGUGGUCCAGUUCGUGCAGGCGGCCGAGUACGCCCGCUUCAGCCGCAUCGUGUUCGACACCGCCCCCACUGGCCACACGCUGCGCCUGCUGGCGCUGCCCGACUUUGUGGAUGCGUCGCUGGCCAAGGUUAUCCGGCUGCGCAAGAAGCUCAACGGCGCCACCUCCGUCGUGCGCGGCCUGUUCGGAGCGGGCGAGAGCCAGGACGAGGCGGUUGAGAAGCUGGAGCUGCUGCAGCAGCGUGUCCGCAUGGUGAAGGCGCUGUUCCGCGACAAGACCCAGACCGAGUUCAUCAUCGCCACAAUCCCCACCUACCUGGGAGUCAACGAGAGCAGCAGGCUGCUGCAAGCGCUGCGGGCCGAGCAAAUCCCCUGCAAGCGCAUCAUCGUGAACCAGAUCGUGGGACCGCAGCAGGGUGACGCCUACCUGCGCAUGAAGAUGAAGGACCAGAUUGCGGCGCUGGAGAUGGUGGCGAACGACCCAGGGCUGAGGCCCCUGCGCAAGGUUAUUGCGCCCAUGGUGGACGUGGAGGUUCGCGGCGUGCCCGCACUGUCCUACUUUGGCAACGUGGUGUGGAAGGAUGUGUACGACCAGAUGAACCAGGGCGCCGACCGCAAGUUCUUCCUGCUGGGCGGCAAGGGCGGCGUGGGCAAGACCAGCUGCUCCUCAUCGCUGGCGGUCCACUUCGCCAACGACGGCCUGCCCACCCUGGUGGUGUCCACCGACCCCGCCCAUUCCCUGAGCGACGCAUUCGACCAGGACCUGUCCGGCGGCAGCCCCGUCAAGAUCACCUCGCCGCUGGGUGACGAGCUGCCGCUGUGGGGCCUGCAGCUGGACCCCGAGCAGGCCAAGGCGGAGCUGCGGGCGGUGCUUGCGGACGACGGCGGCAAGAAGCUGAACGAGACGCUGGACGGUCUUGGCCUGGGUGUGAUCAGCGACCAGCUCAAGGACCUGCAGCUGGGCGAGCUGCUGGACACGCCGCCGCCCGGCGUGGACGAGGCCAUUGCCAUCGCCAAGGUGGUCCAGUUCCUCAAGGCCCCCGAGUACUCGCACUUCAAGCGCAUCGUGUUCGACACCGCCCCCACUGGCCACACCCUGCGCCUGCUGUCGUUGCCCGACUUCCUAGACGCCUCCAUCGGCAAGCUGGUGCGGCUGCGCCAGAAGCUGUCCGCCGCGACCUCGGCCGUGAAGAACCUGUUCAGCGGCGGCCAGCCGGGAGAGGAGGACGUAGCGGUGAAGCGCCUGGAGGCGCUGCAGGCGAGCAUGGAGGACGCCAAGGCGAUGUUCCGCAACCAGCAGACCACCGAGUUCAUCAUUGUCACCAUUCCCACCGUCAUGGCCACAGCUGAGAGCUGCAGGCUGGCGUCGGCGCUGCAGCACGAAGGCAUCCCGCUCAAAACCAUCAUCGUCAACCAGGUGGUGCAGGCCAACGCAACAGACAAGUUCCUGACCGCACGCCGAGCAGACCAGGCCCGCGCGCUGCACCACCUGGAGGAGGACACGGGCCCGGACGGCCUGGCGUCGCUGCAG
Molecule: messenger RNA, 2567 nt
Organism: Chlamydomonas reinhardtii
Lineage: Eukaryota; Viridiplantae; Chlorophyta; Chlorophyceae; Chlamydomonadales; Chlamydomonadaceae
Exons: 25
Biological process (GO): post-translational protein targeting to endoplasmic reticulum membrane
Cellular component (GO): GET complex
Molecular function (GO): ATP hydrolysis activity; ATP binding
Source: RefSeq, a predicted model, not a curated record